Molecule: messenger RNA, 2508 nt
Organism: Debaryomyces fabryi
Lineage: Eukaryota; Fungi; Ascomycota; Pichiomycetes; Serinales; Debaryomycetaceae
Exons: 1
Coding region: 1-2508 (835 amino acids)
Biological process (GO): mitotic sister chromatid cohesion
Source: RefSeq, a predicted model, not a curated record
AUGAAAUCGUAUCCAAACAUGCAGUCUUCCCGAGAUCUGAUGUCGUCAAAAAUUGAAGGCGAUACAGAAACAACCACUUCGGUCUCGCCAAUCAAAAACCAAAAUGAGUACCAAUUUGAGCCAGCUAGUAUACUGGCUUCUGAUAGGCUGUCAUCUUAUGAAUCAAAGCGAACCCUUGAUUCGUAUAGUAACGAUAAUGUGCAUCCGCUAUUGAAUUCCGUACAAAAUCAGCACAAGCAUCGAAAGUAUAAUUCAAACGAGGAGCUACAAAGUUCUGAGGUAAAAUACAAUCUUGAAUCAUCCGACCAUCCAGAAGUAUUAGAGAAUUACCCACAGCUGCUUGAUGCUCAAAAUUGUGGUCCAAGUGAAACUACUAAUCCAAUGGGCUCAUUCGAAGUCUUUUUUAAUUCAGAUUCAAGUAGAAAUGAAUUGGUUGUGAAAAAUCUAAUAAUAAGCUCAGAUUAUUUCUUGAAUAAGGCACAUGAAAUAGUCCUUGAUACAAACGCCGUUAAUGGAUCCAAGACAUACUUCAAAAUGAUAAAACUUUCCAUAAAAUCCUUAUUGUUAUUGAUCAAAAAGUACAGUAAAUGUUUGAACCCUUAUUUGGAGCUGAUAAUAUAUUUCAAAUUAGCCAAAAUUUAUUUCACUGAAACUGAAAAUUUAAACCGUGCAGAUGAUUAUGUCAAUAAGGCCAUUUCGAUUGCAACUCGAAAUAAUCUAAUCAAAGUUAAAUUCAUAUGUGAAUUUUUGGCGGCACAAAUACUAGAAAAAUCAAACCCUAGAUUAUGCCUAAACUAUAUUAAUGAGAGAAUUGCCAAUCUCCGAAUGAUUGGUCUUCAUAGUCUUAGCAGCCUUUUUGCUUUGCUUAAAAUAAAUAAUUUGCUAUCCCAAGAUCCGAAUACAGGUUUUAUUGUAUUACAGUCAUUAUGUCAGGAUCUUCAAAUCGACGAUACUACAAGAUCAUUGUGCUUCAUAUAUCAGGCUAAUUUGCAUCUUUAUAGAGGAUCACCAAAUUAUUCAUUAGAGCUAUUGAAUCAGGCGGAAAAAUUGAUGCAUGGGCAUGAAGGGAAUUAUCCUAUUCAACUUCAAGCCAUUUUAUUGUUACUGAAAUAUUCCGUAUACAUUCAGAUUGAUGAUAAAUCAGGAAGCAAACAUAUAAUGCAAAGUAUUAGUGAUUUCAUAUUAUCAGAGCAACUGAAACAUUGGAAUAGUUGGAAGGAAGAUGGUACCUUCAAAAUGAAUAUUGCUAUCCCGUCAAAUAAUGACAUAAAUGAUGUAUUGCCUUAUCAAGUAACGUGGUUGAAUUCUGAUGAGUUUGUCAUAAUGUUUUAUUUCCUAACUGGCGUUCACUUUUUGCCUGAAAUAUAUAUCAAAAAGUAUAAAUCAAAGAAGGUUUUUCAAAAAUGCUUACAAAUAUUAGAUAACCAAUUGCAAGAACUAAAAGGAAUGAGGACUAGUGAAAGGUGCUUCCCUUUGAAUCAGUUGACUAAGAAGAUAAUAAGACUCAAUUUUAUAAAGUACUAUAUUAAUUAUUAUCAAGUUUGGAUGAAUUUCUUAGACAAAAAUUUUACUGGCAUUGAGCCAUUAAAUGAUUUUCUAGAAAGCUGUAAUACAAAUAAAUUCAGCAAUGAAGAAUUAUGUUACUAUAAAUUGUUGAUUCCAAAAAUUUUGUAUUUAUUUGGAAUAUUUUUUCAAUACAAAGGAGAUCUAAAGGCUGCGAAAUACUAUUAUAUGAGAGUACGAAAUUUUACACUGUAUGAACAAGAUCCAAGUAAAGCAAUAGAAAGUGUUUCCAUUCUCCAAUCUUCUCUAGGGUUUGGUGGUGAAAUCUUCCAAUCAAAAGAAGAAUUUAACGAACUAUAUAUUUAUUCUACAUUACAUCUUGUGAUGAUUGCAGAAUUUGAAGUUUAUCGAAUUUCCAAUCUGGCUCAUAACAACACCCAAUUUACUAAUGAUAGAGAUGACUCUUACAGAUUUCGUUCUGUUUUGUAUCAAGACUUGGCCAAGGUAUUCGCUCAAAAGAAUAAGAAGACUUCAAAUAGCUUCAAUAUGAAUCUAGCCGGAUCAAGUCAAACUCUUACUAUAACCUAUAAUCUACUCCUAAGUCUUUACGAUACUAAUUGUUCAGAGAAUGAUAGAAUUAAUUCCAAAUCUUCUGAUCAUUCUCAUGAAAUCUUAUCCGAUGCAGUGAAAGAUUCUAGCAUUAUAAAUUCAUUCCCAUAUUUAACUUCAUUACUUCAUUAUGUUACCUAUUUACUGUCCUCAAAUGUUUCGGAUAAAGAUCAGGCCUUAGAAAAGUGUUUAUCCCUAGCAUCGACAGAAAAUUGCUCAGAUAAUGAGAGAAUUGUCAAUCUUUUCAUACUAAAAGAUUAUUGCUUACAAUUGCAUGAUAAAGGUGACCAUGAUAAAGGCUCUUUUAUAGAGACCCAAAUGCGAUACAUGCAUGAUUUACUAAGAAGCAAGUUUCGAUUUUUAAGUCUUGAUAAUAAAGAUAGCCUGAUCAAUUAG